Molecule: messenger RNA, 2670 nt
Organism: Hippopotamus amphibius kiboko
Lineage: Eukaryota; Metazoa; Chordata; Mammalia; Artiodactyla; Hippopotamidae
Gene: KIF3A
Product: kinesin family member 3A
Exons: 19
Coding region: 133-2313 (726 amino acids)
Biological process (GO): microtubule-based movement
Molecular function (GO): microtubule motor activity; ATP binding; microtubule binding
Source: RefSeq, a predicted model, not a curated record
GCCAGAGGAGCCGCAGUCUCGGGAGUGCCAAGGCGGUGUUUCGGUAGUCUGUGACUCCCCUCUACCGCGAGCCCGGCGUCGUUGGACUGCACCCCGGGCGGGGACGUCCGCCGGGCAGGGGAGGAGGCCACGAUGCCGAUCAAUAAAUCAGAGAAGCCGGAAAGCUGCGAUAAUGUGAAGGUGGUUGUUAGGUGCCGGCCCCUCAAUGAGAGAGAGAAAUCAAUGUGCUACAAACAGGCUGUCAGUGUGGAUGAGAUGAGGGGAACUAUCACUGUACAUAAGACUGAUUCUUCCAAUGAACCUCCAAAGACAUUUACUUUUGAUACUGUUUUUGGACCAGAGAGUAAACAACUAGAUGUUUAUAACUUAACUGCCAGACCUAUUAUUGAUUCUGUUCUCGAAGGCUACAAUGGGACUAUUUUUGCAUAUGGGCAAACUGGAACAGGCAAAACUUUUACCAUGGAAGGUGUUCGAGCUGUUCCUGAACUUAGAGGAAUCAUUCCAAAUUCAUUUGCUCACAUAUUUGGUCAUAUUGCAAAAGCAGAAGGUGAUACAAGAUUUUUGGUUCGAGUGUCUUAUUUGGAAAUAUAUAAUGAAGAAGUUCGUGACCUUUUGGGGAAGGAUCAGACACAGAGGUUAGAGGUUAAAGAAAGACCUGAUGUGGGAGUUUAUAUCAAGGAUUUAUCAGCUUAUGUGGUAAAUAAUGCUGAUGAUAUGGAUAGAAUUAUGACACUGGGCCACAAAAAUCGUUCUGUUGGUGCAACUAAUAUGAAUGAACAUAGUUCCCGGUCCCAUGCCAUCUUUACAAUUACUAUAGAAUGCAGUGAAAAAGGCGUUGAUGGUAACAUGCAUGUCAGGAUGGGGAAGCUCCAUCUUGUAGAUCUUGCUGGUUCAGAAAGACAAGGAAAAACUGGAGCUACGGGACAGCGCCUGAGAGAAGCUACAAAAAUCAAUCUUUCGCUUUCCACCCUUGGUAAUGUUAUUUCUGCCUUGGUUGAUGGAAAAAGCACUCAUGUGCCUUAUCGUAACUCUAAGUUGACUCGUCUUCUUCAGGAUUCCUUAGGAGGAAAUUCAAAAACCAUGAUGUGUGCAAAUAUUGGCCCAGCAGAUUACAAUUACGAUGAAACCAUCAGUACGUUGCGGUAUGCUAAUCGUGCUAAGAAUAUUAAAAAUAAAGCUAGAAUUAAUGAAGAUCCAAAGGAUGCUUUGCUUCGUCAGUUUCAGAAAGAAAUAGAAGAACUGAAAAAAAAGCUUGAAGAAGGGGAAGAAAUAUCGGGCUCUGAUAUCAGUGGGUCAGAAGAGGAUGAUGAUGAAGAGGGUGAGGUUGGAGAAGAUGGAGAGAAAAGGAAAAAAAGAAGGGGCAGUAGCAGCAGCAGUAGUUCAGACUCCACAUGUUCUGUCAUAGAGAAACCUCUGGAUAAGUUCUUGCCUAAUCAAGCAGGUAAAAAGAAAGUUUCCCCAGAUAAAAUGGUUGAAAUGCAAGCAAAAAUUGAUGAGGAGAGAAAAGCACUUGAAACAAAGCUUGACAUGGAAGAAGAAGAAAGAAACAAGGCUAGAGCUGAAUUAGAGAAACGGGAAAAAGAUCUUCUUAAGGCCCAACAAGAGCAUCAGUCUUUGCUAGAGAAAUUAUCUGCACUGGAGAAGAAGGUAAUUGUUGGUGGUGUUGAUUUGUUGGCGAAAGCUGAGGAACAAGAGAAGCUUCUUGAGGAAUCCAACAUGGAACUGGAAGAAAGGAGGAAAAGAGCAGAGCAACUUCGCAGAGAGCUUGAGGAAAAGGAGCAAGAACGCUUGGAUAUUGAAGAAAAGUAUACCAGUUUGCAAGAAGAAGCACAAGGGAAAACCAAGAAAUUAAAGAAAGUUUGGACUAUGCUGAUGGCUGCGAAGUCAGAGAUGGCUGAUCUCCAACAAGAACAUCAGAGGGAAAUCGAAGGUCUCCUGGAGAACAUUCGACAACUUAGCCGGGAGCUUCGACUUCAGAUGCUUAUUAUUGAUAACUUUAUACCUCAGGAUUAUCAGGAAAUGAUUGAAAACUAUGUCCAUUGGAAUGAAGACAUAGGAGAAUGGCAGCUAAAAUGUGUUGCCUACACAGGAAAUAACAUGAGAAAGCAGACUCCAGUUCCUGAUAAAAAGGAGAAAGAUCCCUUUGAAGUGGACCUUUCCCAUGUGUAUCUUGCCUAUACUGAGGAAAGCCUACGGCAGUCCUUGAUGAGAUUAGAGAGGCCACGGACUUCAAAGGGGAAAGCAAGACCAAAGACAGGGAGAAGAAAGCGUUCUGCAAAGCCUGAAACUGUAAUUGACUCUUUGCUUCAAUAAUGUUACAGACUUACUUACAGUCAAAAUAAAAAUUAGUGAUAUUCUCAUGCCUGGACAAAAUCUUUAAUUAAAACUCUGAAGACUUUUGUGUAAUUUCAAAUAAUGGAAGCUGUAGAUCAUGGAGUAAGACUGGAACUAAUAAUUUACCUAAUAACUUUUAGUCCAUAUAUAUUAAUAUAACAUUAAAAUUGUACAACUGGUAAUUGUUCAAAUUGUCAUAUUACUUUUCAACUUAUACUGUGCAGGGAAGUUGAGGGAAUAGCUCAUACUAUAGAGAGUUGCAGUUUAAAUGUAUACAUAAAUCUGCUAGUGAUUUACUCAAAUACUGUAUAUUUAGAUAACUAGAUAUUCAAAAUA